UGCGCCAUCUUGGAGAAAAAAAUCACAGAUAAUUUCCGUGGUUUUGAGAAUCUGAGGCCGACUACUCAUUUGGAUUGUGGAUGUUACAAGCAAUUUGGCCAACGCCAGCUAGUUGCAUUGCAAGUGCACGCUGUGUACAGCAAUAAUCGCUAAAUGAAGCAAUGGCCGGGGUGGCAGGAGGAAAUGAUUUUCAGUGGUGUUUUUCUCAAGUGAAAGGGGCAAUAGAUGAAGAUGUUGCAGAAGCUGAUAUUAUCUCAACAGUUGAGUUUAAUUAUUCUGGGGAGCUGCUUGCAACUGGUGAUAAGGGAGGCAGAGUGGUCAUAUUUCAACAUGAAGAAGAGUCGAAGAAUCGACCACACCUGAGAGGGGAAUAUAAUGUCUACAGCACUUUUCAGAGUCAUGAACCUGAGUUUGACUAUUUGAAAAGUUUAGAAAUUGAGGAGAAAAUUAACAAAAUAAGAUGGUUACCCCAACAAAACGCUGCUCACUUUCUACUCUCAACAAAUGAUAAAACAAUCAAAUUGUGGAAAAUUAGUGAAAGAGACAAAAGAGCUGAAGGCUACAACCUAAAAGAUGAAGAUGGACGACUCAGAGAUCCCUUUAGAAUUACGUCACUGCGGGUACCCGUGAUAAUGCCAAUGGACCUUAUGGUAGAAGCAAGCCCAAGGAGGAUCUUUGCAAAUGCGCACACCUAUCACAUUAAUUCCAUUUCUGUAAAUAGCGAUCAUGAAACGUACCUCUCCGCAGACGACCUAAGAAUAAACCUGUGGCACAUGGAGAUCACAGACCGUAGUUUUAAUAUUGUAGAUAUCAAGCCGGCCAACAUGGAGGAGCUGACAGAAGUGAUCACAGCUGCUGAAUGCCACCCUCACCAAUGUAAUGUAUUUGUGUACAGCAGUAGCAAAGGCACCAUCCGUCUCUGUGACAUGCGAGCUGCAGCACUCUGUGACAGGCACACUAAGUUCUUUGAGGAGCCUGAGGAUCCAAGCAGCAGGUCAUUUUUCUCAGAAAUCAUUUCCUCCAUCUCAGAUGUGAAGUUUAGUCACAGCGGGCGCUAUAUGAUGACACGGGACUACCUCUCAGUCAAAGUGUGGGACCUCAACAUGGAGAAUAGGCCUGUGGAAACCUAUCAGGUCCAUGAAUACCUUCGCAGCAAACUGUGCUCAUUGUAUGAAAAUGACUGCAUAUUUGACAAAUUUGAGUGCUGCUGGAAUGGCAGCGACAGUGCCAUCAUGACCGGCUCCUAUAACAACUUCUUCCGGAUGUUUGACCGCAACACCAGGAGGGAUAUCACCCUGGAGGCGUCCCGUGAGAGCAGCAAACCCCGGGCCACCCUCAAAUCACGCAAGGUGUCCACUGGUGGCAAGAGAAAGAAGGAUGAGAUCAGCGUGGACAGCUUAGACUUCAACAAGAAGAUCCUCCACACAGCCUGGCACCCCAAAGAUAAUGUGAUCGCCGUGGCGGCCACCAACAACCUGUACAUUUUCCAGGACAAAAUCAACUAACAAGGAGUUGAGAGCGUGUUUCGAUGACCAGGCUUUACCGUUCUUGCGUUGUUAAGCCUACCUGUCAGUCUGUCUGUUAAAGAAGAAACAGCGUUGUUGUCCUGGUGAAGAAUUUGAAAGCAUUUGUCUCCUUUUGUUGCUGCAAGAGGUUGAUCAGUAGGCUUGUUUUAUUUUGGGUCUGAUGCCUGUUUUUUUUGUCCUUGGUAACAAGCCAAUGCAGACCCUCAGACCCAGAAAACAGACUUUGGUCAAAACAAUGGAAUGGCCCUCAUAAGAGGUCAAACUCUUGAACGUGGGUGUUUGUCAACAUUUUUGAGCCUCCGUUUCAUUAUUUAAUGACUGAACUCUAAAGAGCCCUGGGAAUGACGUCUUGUCAACAGCAUACCACCUUAAGACGACACUUUUUGACCUUUAUGAUACAUGGAUUGGUGUGCUGUAGGCCUACCUGUUAACAUUCCCCAAUGACCAUGUAUUCAGGUUGUCAUCAAUUUGGAAAACAGACUUUUCUCAACACCUUGCUAUUCCUCAUCCCUAAUUGACACCAUUCGACGUAGUGACAUUAUUUCACUAACUGUAUCUACCCAAGAACACUUAAUGGUGUCAUCCACCUAAUAAAAGUAACAAAAACUCAGAUGUGUUUUCAAAUUUAGAACUAUGUAUCACAUCAUGAUGCUCUUUAUUGCUUUGCAUGUGUUUAUGUUGUAGAAAGAUGGAAAAAAUUAUGUCCAGUCACGCCACUGUCUAUAAGCAGUUCUGAAGCAAUCUUGUAAAAGAAACUACUUAGGCUCAGAACCACUGUUGGGGAACGAUCAUGUGUCAAAACAUUUACAUCUAUUGGUUGAUUAUUAAAGAUGCAGGCUGAAAACAUGUCUGGAGAUGGGCCACACAGGACAAAGGGAAUCUGCAGCCUUAAUACUAUCAAUGACAGCUACAAGUUAUGACCCCUAAAGUUUUACAGACCUUAUGUGCAUUAUUUUUAAAUCCUGUUGUAUAGAUUUACAGUAUGUCCUCAUAUUACUGCUGCUAUUUGUGGCUGUCUUUUAAAAUACCAGAUAUACUAGUUAAAAGGAGGAUUAUUGCACACCAUACAGUUAAAAUGAUACCGAGUGCCUCCAAAACAUGCAGAGUUUAUGGUUCUUUAUGUGAAGAGUAGGACAUUAAGACAAGCCUCUUAUAUGUGCCGAUAUUUGGAUUGCCACUCCAAUCAGAAUUGCGUAGUGCAAAUGUUGAUCUUUUUCCAGGUAAAUGGAAAAAUGACGGUUGCCUAUACAAGGAACAUGUACUGAUUAUGUUAUUAAAAUGGAAACACAAUGCUGUCUCUGUCCAUUGAUCCUCAACUUAGUGGCAAUGUAUUCACUUGUUUAAUUAUUUUGACCAAAGUUGAAUAAAAUCUAAUUGUG
Messenger RNA from Hypomesus transpacificus, 2905 nucleotides. Its product is annotated as serine/threonine-protein phosphatase 2A 55 kDa regulatory subunit B delta isoform. The coding region runs from base 162 to 1505 and encodes 447 amino acids. NCBI's taxonomy places the organism in Eukaryota, Metazoa, Chordata, Actinopteri, Osmeriformes, Osmeridae. Gene Ontology annotation, molecular function: protein phosphatase regulator activity; protein binding. The transcript is spliced from 10 exons. Gene Ontology annotation, biological process: peptidyl-serine dephosphorylation. Gene Ontology annotation, cellular component: cytosol; protein phosphatase type 2A complex. The record is from RefSeq and is a predicted model, not a curated record.